Molecule: messenger RNA, 1180 nt
Organism: Coccinella septempunctata (seven-spotted ladybird)
Lineage: Eukaryota; Metazoa; Arthropoda; Insecta; Coleoptera; Coccinellidae
Product: ubiquitin-like-conjugating enzyme ATG10
Exons: 1
Coding region: 56-565 (169 amino acids)
Biological process (GO): protein modification by small protein conjugation; macroautophagy; protein lipidation
Cellular component (GO): intracellular anatomical structure
Molecular function (GO): Atg12 transferase activity
Source: RefSeq, a predicted model, not a curated record
UCCACUAGUCGAAUAUCCUAUAUAUAUAAAUAAACUGUAUCUCCACUGCAAAAGAAUGCUUGAAGGUUUCUCUGAGGAGAAUUUUCAAAAUUGCGUGAGAGAACUAAUUGAAUUAUCAGAUAAAUACCAAGAUGGUUGGCAAUUACAUCGAAAAGAAGGAACUAAUUCAAUUUAUAUAAGCAAAAAAUCUGUUACUAAUUUGAGGGCAACUGAUGGUGAAGUAUCUAAUAUUGUAGUCACUUUCGAAUAUCAUAUUGCAUAUCAUUCAAGUUAUGGUGUUCCAGUAUUAGCUUUCUACGUUUGGAAGCAAGAUGGGACUUCUCUUACUUUGGAAGAAUUCUGGAAAUAUAACUCUCAGUUCAAAAAUAACAACAUGUACGAUACUUUAACACAGCUUGAUCACCCAGUACUGCAGAAACCUAUUUUGACUCUACAUCCAUGUCGGACACAUGAAGUUAUUCAGCCAUUUAUUGAACAUAGUAAGAACCUAGUUAUUUCAUGGCUAUCCACUGUGGGGCAUUUUGUAUACUUGGAGUUAUUCCAAGAAUACCUGAAUCUUUGCUGAUCUCUUUAGGUUUAUGUUUAUGACAGCCCCACCUCAGAUUUUUUCAUUGAUUUCAAAUGUUGUCCUCACGAGAACUUGUCGGCUGCUUUUACAAACUUACUGCGAGAUGAAGAUGAGCAUACUCUGAGGAAGAAAAAUUAUGUUUUUUAACUCCUCAAGUAAUCAAAGCUUACUCAGAGUAAGUUUGUGAAAACAAGCAAGUUUUCAUUUAGUUUAUUGAGAGAGAUGUGUUUAAUUGAUUAAUUUUGGAUGAAGCGCCGAACUGUGAAAAUAUAACAGUACAAUUAUGUUUGAUAUCACAAAAAUAAAAAUAACAAAUAAGAACAGAGACAUUUAUUAAUAAAAUAAGUUUUCCCAUAAAUGCCAACAAGGAAAGUUUCAGUUUAUUUAGUAUAAAAUACAUCAAUUUUUGUUUCACUUUUACCAAUAAUAUAAAGAAAUUGAAAAAGUACAACAUAGUUUUUUCAGUCAUUUUUUGGAAAAGUGUCGAUCACAAACGCAAGAUCCCGAUCUUCAGGCUGUUAGAAUUUUUAACUUUGAGCAAAUUAAAUUUUAUUGUAGUUAUUCAGAUAUGAAAAAUAAAAUGAAGGUUCAAUUACUAAUUCUUUCUUCCUA